AUGGUGUACAUUAUCGUUCUACCUGAAAGGGACCCACUCCUUGGUCUAUUGGGAGCUUCAUUGGUUGGCGAUCAUCUAUUUUACGAGCUCCGCUCCGUUAAUCGAGCGCGGGCACUUGAAAAAGGCUUCUCAUUGUUUUUUGCUGGAAGCUUUGAACAUAUUGAUCUACUCGGAAGUUUCAUUCUGCUUUGCUAA
This is a messenger RNA of Plasmopara halstedii, 195 nucleotides long. RefSeq lists its product as uncharacterized. The record is from RefSeq and is a predicted model, not a curated record. NCBI's taxonomy places the organism in Eukaryota, Oomycota, Peronosporomycetes, Peronosporales, Peronosporaceae. The coding region runs from base 1 to 195 and encodes 64 amino acids. The transcript is spliced from 2 exons.